GUAGGGUUUUAGGAUGAAUGAGGCGCGUCCUGGUGCUGCUGAAGCGAAGCGCAUACGAUCUCUACGUCGCGCGCCAUCGGGAUCCGGCAUUCGUCAACGGGAGCGCCGAAAAAACGAAGGUGGUUGAAAAUCUCUUGGAUCGGCACAGAGUACAUGAAUCCACGGUGCAGAAAUGCAAGGAUGUCCUUGCAAACAUGUCCCUGUCCUGGGACUUUCUUCUUCGGGACGAGCUACACUCGCCUAUACGAAAUGUGGACCUUGUUGUCACCGUGGGAGGGGAUGGAACUUUGCUACAAGCGAGUCACUACUUGGACGAUUCCAUUCCCGUCCUUGGAGUAAACUCGGAUCCAACCAAGACCGACGAGGUGCAGGAGCAGCAGAUGGAGGAGUUUGAUGCUACACGAAGUCGAGGCUACUUCUGCGCUGCUACCAGCGAGUAUUUCGAGCAGGUGCUAGGCAAAGUCAUCAGUGGCAAACUUCAACCAACAACUCUACAGAGGAUUUCCACUACAAUCGAUGGUACUUUGUUCUCGACUCCAGCUCUCAAUGACGUUUUGCUCGCUCAUCCAAAUCCAGCUGCCGUGAGCCGAUGCACUUUCAGCGUCGUCAACCAGCAAACAAAGUCGGGGUCCUUGAUACACUCUCGCUCCAGUGGCUUGCGCGUUUGCACGGCGGCUGGCUCGACCGCCGCGACGCUCUCGGCUGGAGGAUUUGCAAUGCCGCUGGAAUCGAAAGAGCUCCAGUACAUGCUGAGAGAGCCGAUCCUUCCACACCCCAAGCAGAAGAAUCUGAUGCACGGUUUCGUUGGCUCAACCGAGGCAAUUCAAGUUACUUGGGGCUGUCGCCAGGGAUCCAUCUAUUUUGAUGGCGCUCACGUCUCGGCUCCCAUCAAGUUUGGCACUGUCGUGACGAUCUCGGCGAGUGGACCUCCUGUCAAAGUUUUCCUCGAGCAGUGAUCACAGAACUCAAGAACAGCAACGAUCAUCGUUUCAGUGACAACAUGCGGAGAUUUCAAGCGAAGACUGACUUUAUAAUCUGAUGAUCGACCAUCACUUCAAGCAAAAGCGAAAGCGAAAGCUAGAUCGAUCAAAUGAAACUUUUUCGGUGGUUUUUCGCUUCAUCAAUGUACAUAGCUGGACGGUUUGAUUGAUAAAAUCUUAAAACUACCAACUUUUGCGAGCUCCA
Molecule: messenger RNA, 1185 nt
Organism: Selaginella moellendorffii
Lineage: Eukaryota; Viridiplantae; Streptophyta; Lycopodiopsida; Selaginellales; Selaginellaceae
Product: probable NADH kinase
Exons: 5
Coding region: 18-956 (312 amino acids)
Biological process (GO): NADP+ biosynthetic process; NAD+ metabolic process
Molecular function (GO): NAD+ kinase activity
Source: RefSeq, a predicted model, not a curated record